AUGAAUCCCGUCAACACCAAACCCUACACCCUCCCAUCUGAUGCCGUCUGGCUCAUCACCGGCUGCUCUUCAGGCAUCGGCCGCGAACUAGCCACCCUCGUCGCAUCCAAACCCAACCAGCGCCUAAUCGCCACAGCCCGCAACCCAUCUACCCUCUCCUACCUCCCCGAGAGCCCCAAUGUCCUCAAACUAGCACUCGACGUGACAUCCUCCAGCUCCGUGGACUCCGCAUUCACCGCAGCUACUCAACAUUUCGGAAAAACCAUCGACAUCGUAGUCAACAACGCCGGGUACUCACUCUCCGGCGAUACUGAGUCCGCAACAGAGGACGAAACGCACAAGGAGAUGGAGACGCUGUUUUUCGGGACCGCGCGGGUCACGACCCGUGCUAUUGGGUUCAUGCGUGAGGGCCGGCCUGGGGGUGUCAUUUUUAACAUCUCCUCGUUGGCGGGGCUGUGUGCGUUCCCUGGUCAUGCGUAUUACCAUGCCGGCAAGUUUGCGGUGGAGGGGUGGUCGGAGUCUGUGGCGAGAGAGAUGCACCCGGAUUGGAAUAUCAACUUCUGCAUCAUCGAGCCAAGCGGCGUCAAGACCAACUUCGAGGGCCACAGUAAGGCACGUACGCAACCUCACCCUGCCUAUGCCGGGGAAGACAUGCCCGCGCGCAAGCUCGAGGCGUAUGUGGAAAAGGGCAUCAAGGCCGGUGCGGGUGCGGGGAUGAUUGAACCUGCUGCUGUUGCAGAGGCGAUUUUCAACAUUGCCAGUCGGGGGGAAUGUGUGCCGCUGCGUGUUCCGUUGGGUGGGAUUGCGUGGACGAUGGCAAAGGCGAAGUUUGAGGGUGCGUUGGGGAGUCUUGAGAAGGUGAAGGAGUUGAGCUUUUUGGGGAAGAAUGCCUAG
This is a messenger RNA of Aspergillus wentii DTO 134E9, 894 nucleotides long. RefSeq lists its product as uncharacterized. NCBI's taxonomy places the organism in Eukaryota, Fungi, Ascomycota, Eurotiomycetes, Eurotiales, Aspergillaceae. The transcript is spliced from 3 exons. The record is from RefSeq and is a predicted model, not a curated record. Bases 1 to 894 code for a protein of 297 amino acids.